Lodderomyces elongisporus is the source of this 1110-nucleotide messenger RNA. RefSeq lists its product as uncharacterized. Lineage: Eukaryota; Fungi; Ascomycota; Pichiomycetes; Serinales; Debaryomycetaceae. The record is from RefSeq and is a predicted model, not a curated record. The coding region runs from base 1 to 1110 and encodes 369 amino acids. The transcript has a single exon.
AUGUCCUUCAAAUUUCCAUCAUUUGACCUUAAGUCGAUCCAAGAGUCCUUGCCAACCGUGGACCUGUUGCGUGAAUCAUUCAGCAAAGUUGAUCAACAAUUCAAGGACUCGAUUCAGCCAUUCACCAACAAAACUCAGCAAUUGCUCAAUGAACAAUUGAAACAAGUUCAACAGUUGGCGUCUAAUGUUUCAGCAUUGCCUCCUAAUAUCGAAGUGAGUGAAUUGCCAAAGGACUAUUUGGAAUUGGAGGUUAACUGUGACUUAUUAUUAAAAUUGUAUACAGAAUUAAUCCAGAGUAAUAACUCAACGUAUGGACAAUUGAGUUACGAUUAUCCACCAGGAAACACCACUUUUAACAAGUUGAAAGAUGCGCAUAUUGGUGAUAGUAUCGGUGCCAAGUUUAAGCAGUUAAAGAAUGUAUCAUCACCACAGGAGUUGGAGAAAGUUUUAUUGGGCCAAGCAAGUAAAGAUGCUGGUGAUGACGAGGAAGAAGGCGAAGAAGGAGAGGUUAGAAAGGCAGAGGCCGAUGGUUCUUUGGUGACUAUUCAGCCAACCUCUGGUGGUAUUCCAAGAACUUUGUUUGGUCACUUGAGUGAAAUCUUGGCCAAGCAAAGCGAAGAGUUACAAGCCAAAUCCGAGGAGCUGAACCCAUUAUCAUUUGUCCUUUUGCAAAUCUCAUCCACAUACCAUGAAAUUGCUGCAGCCAGAUUGGUUCAGGACGACAAGAUAAUUAAAGGUUUAAACAAUCAAUUAGUCGAAAUCUUAAACCAACAAUUUAUCAAGGUUAAUGAAUUGCGCAAAAAAGUAUACUUGACAAGGAGUCAAUUUGAUCAAUUGAGAAGCAAACACGAGGCCACGGAUCCAGAAAAUGAAGAAUUAAUUGCCAAGGAAGAUGAAUUAGUUAGUGCCACUGAAUUGGCAGUGAUUGAAAUGAAAAAGAUUUUGAAACCAUCAAAAAACAUUAACUUGUUGAAGGUAAUGGUGCAAGCUCAAAAGGAGUACUUUGAAACCAGCGCAAAGAAAUUGAACGAUUUGUUGGCAAAUUUGGAUAAAGUGAAACCAGAAGAAGAAGAAGAUGAUGAUGAUGAAGAAGAAGAAGAAGACGAAUGA